ACAGGUUCAGACGUUAAUGAUUUUCAUCAAGAAUGUGGAACUAAAACCACGCUGAUAAUCAGGAAAUGUUGCACAUCUGCUUCUAAAAAACAAGUUUCACAUGUAAAAAAUAAGUGACUGGAGUUUAUAGUUUUCUUUCUGAAAUUGAUCAGAUUUCUCCGUGUGAUUUGGGACCAAAGGGGCCGUCCCACUGAAAAUGCCCGGGGCCCUUCAGGAGUUAUGCCCAGCCCUGAUCCAAACGCAUGUUGGAUUUUCCUUCUUUUCAAAGCAGAAACCAGAACUGCUGCUUCCUGCAGCCAAUCACGUCAUCCGGUGAGUGAAAUAUGGAGCCAAACAGGUCGGACAGCAGCGGAUGAGCUGAGUGACAGAAAGUUUCUGAGGGAGACGUUGGUUCUUUUCUGAGGCCGGAUCUGUUGUUGUUUGGUUUUUAAAUGAAGGAUGAGGGGAAAAUGCGACGGAGGCAGCGGUCUCCAUGCUGACUCCAGCUUUCAAGGCACAUCAAAACAUGUUGAAAAUCAGAACAUUAAAGAACUGAAACACACGGAGGAAAAUGAGUGAUCCUAAAGAACCACCGGCGGUGAAGGGGCCCGAAACAUGGGAGGAUGACGACAUCGGGUCAGAGGCGCCGCAAGGUGAAGACCAGCAGGGAAAGGAGUUCCCUAAAACGACUCAAACAGCAAAACCAGCAAUCAAUCCUCUCACUCUCAUCAAAGAGGACUUCAACCAAAUUAAAGAGGAAAUGAAGAAAAUGUUCAAGGACAAAAACUCGGAUCCCAAACCGAGCCAAUCAGCGGAGAAGAGUAGCAGCCCCCUGACUCUCCUGAAAGAGGAACUCUCCAACGUUUUCAGGUUUGGUCCUUCAAGAGAUCGAGAGAACAAGAACGUGGAAAAGAAGGAGGACUCCAGGAACAACCGUCAGACAAAAGCCUCAGCAGGAGAGAGACCCAAUGAAAUGUUAAAGAGUCUGUUCAGGAGGGAGAAACCUGUCCUGAAGACGGCUCAAACAAAUCAAGCUACGAAGAGCAAAGCAGACAUAGAAAUAAAUCCAACAAAACAAAACAAAGAAAAUGAAAACACACAGAAAUCUAAUGACCCGAUAAACUGUCUGGAUGAAUCCCAGGACAGUCAGAUGACUGGUUGUGGUACAGAAAGGAGAACCGAGAAGACAAAGACUCCAAAACCACAAAGUGAGGAGCUGUUUGCAUCAGCAGCAGCAGCAGCUAAUGAAAAAAGUCAAACUGGAUUCUGGGACAAUGAAAAAAACGAAGAAGAAAAUGAACCUUUAGAAAAGGUUCUGUCCUCUGAAGUCAGUUUAAUCCCUCUAAGAACCAACCUGAGCCCCCAGCCUAUAGAAGACUUCUGGUCUCUGAAAAACUCUGCAAUUUAUCUGACCUUUGACCCCAACACGGCCAACUCAGAGCUUCGCUUAGCUGACGGCAACCGAAAGGCAAGUCGAGACUGGUUGACAGAUCGGCGUGCGGAGCACCCGGAGCGGUUCGAGCAAUGCCCCCAGGUUCUGUGCAGAGAGGGGCUGCUGGACCUGGCUUACUGGGAGGUAUCAUGGAGCGGCGGCGCCGACAUUGGCGUUACUUACAACAACAUCUCCAGAGACGGAGACACAGCGAGCUGCCUGCUGGGUCACAACCAGCGGUCCUGGAGUCUGGAGUGCUCCAACGGGUUCUACACGCCGUGCCACAACAACAAGAGAUUCCAGUCCUGCUCGCCUGAACCCUUCAGCAACAGGGUCGGCGUUUACCUCAACUGCCCAGAGGGGACGCUCUCGUUUUUCUGCGUUUCCAAGGACGCGAUGGUUCACCUGCACACCUUCACCUCCACCUUCACGGAGCCGCUGUACCCCGGGUUCUGGGUGUGGGCCAGCGACGGCUCGGUGACUCUGUGUCAGGUGGAGCUGUCUUGGGAACGUCUUCUGAAGUGAGGCUAACGGUGCGACUGAAGGACUGAUGACGAUUUCCAAACUGUCAGUCUUCUGCUGAGUGAAUGACGCGGACAUUAACCGACCGUCAAGCAUCUUCUGAUGAAGGACACGACAUGUAUGAACCAAAGAAGUGUUACUUUAGAAAGAUUUCAUGACAAAGACUAAAUGAACUCUAUAAAAAUUAAAUAUUUAAGUGUAAUUAAUGAAUUCUGUUGUGUUUACAUGCAAAUCUUUAUAAA
Poeciliopsis prolifica (blackstripe livebearer) is the source of this 2175-nucleotide messenger RNA. RefSeq names its product E3 ubiquitin/ISG15 ligase TRIM25-like. The coding region runs from base 551 to 1936 and encodes 461 amino acids. The record is from RefSeq and is a predicted model, not a curated record. Gene Ontology annotation, molecular function: protein binding. The transcript has 5 exons. Lineage: Eukaryota; Metazoa; Chordata; Actinopteri; Cyprinodontiformes; Poeciliidae.